Talaromyces stipitatus ATCC 10500 is the source of this 2271-nucleotide messenger RNA. RefSeq names its product 20S cyclosome subunit (Cut9/Cdc16), putative. The transcript has 2 exons. Gene Ontology annotation, biological process: cell division. The record is from RefSeq and is a predicted model, not a curated record. The coding region runs from base 1 to 2271 and encodes 756 amino acids. NCBI's taxonomy places the organism in Eukaryota, Fungi, Ascomycota, Eurotiomycetes, Eurotiales, Trichocomaceae. Gene Ontology annotation, molecular function: protein binding.
AUGGAGAAAUUCCUCCGCAGUUGGCGGCAAGAUGCUUUGAAUAGAGGACAGAACGACUCUGCUGUCUAUAUUGGGGACAAGGUCCUGGCAUUGACAAACAGCGAUGCCGACGCCUUCUGGCUUGCACAAGUGCAUUUCAACAAUAAUAACUUUACUCGAGCGCUAGCUUUACUUUCCCGAAAAGACCUUAUAUCACGCAGUACAUCAUGUAAAUAUCUCGCGGCUCAUUGUUAUAUCAAACAGAAUAAAUUCGAAGCUGCGCUUAACGUUCUCGGAGACCAGAAUCCAACACAUCUUAUCAAUGCGGCAGGUCACAGUCGGCGCAAAAUACAACAUUUAAACGGCCAUAGUCAUGUCACACUCAGAAAUGGAAAAACGGCGGCAUCAAGGUCGGAUCGCGCUGAUAGAAAUGAAGAGCGAGAGCGAGAAGAUGCCAAUAAUCUACGGUUUGAAGCUGCCAUGUGUUAUUUACGCGGGCUCUGUUAUGCGAAACAAAAUGCAUUCGACCGCGCACGUGACUGCUAUAAAGAUGCUGUUCGAAUUGAUAUCCAGUGUUUUGAGGCCUUUGAUCAACUUAUGAAGAAUUCGCUCAUGUCUCCGGCCGAAGAGCUAGAAUUUUUGGAAUCAUUAGAUUUCGACUCUGUCACUAUACCCUCCGACCCAUCUAAAUCUCAAGAAGCUGCACAUUUUGUGAAGAUGCUUUAUACUACGAGACUUUCCAAGUACACUGCGCCUGCCACGCUUGCUGAUGCCACCGAGACUCUAUCGACACAUUAUAAUCUCGCUAAUAACCCGGAUAUUCUCCUCUCCCGUGCCGAAGCACUAUAUACACAAUGCCGAUUUGCUGAAGCUUUGGAGCUCAGCUCUUCGAUUCUCACAUCUCCUGAAACGGGCGGGGCGCUGAUCGAAUCGUCGGUAAUUCCCGGACAAAAUUUGGGACAUUCGCCCGCUGUAUAUCCUCUGCACCUUGCUUGUCUUUAUGAGACUGGAGCUGUCAAUGCGUUAUUUUUGCUAUCGCAUACUUUAGCAGACAAUGCACCAGAGGAGCCAUACACGUAUUUGGCCAUUGGUGUUUAUUAUUUAUCUGUGGCUAAGAUCGCUGAAGCACGACGUUUCUUUUCUAAAGCCUCACUACUAGAUCCUCAUUCGGCACCGGCUUGGAUCGGAUUUGCGCACACUUUUGCUGCUGAAGGAGAACAUGACCAGGCGAUCGCCGCUUACAGCACUGCAGCGCGACUAUUUCAGGGUAGUCACCUGCCCCAACUAUUCCUGGGAAUGCAGCAUCUAGCACUGAAUAACAUGUCUCUUGCGCAUGAGUAUUUAUGUGCGGCAUAUGCUAUGUCUUCAGGGUCUCCCUCGGGCUCCUUGACCACUAUCCCCAGCGUACCAUCUGGCGGACUACCGGCACUUGGCGGUGACCCUCUUGUCCUCAACGAAUUAGGCGUUGUGCUAUAUCACCAAGCAAAUCUGGAACCUGCUGCGGAUCUAUUCCGACAGGCGCUACUGCUGGCGGACUCACUACAAUGCGAUCCCGGUGCAUGGGUGGCCACACGGGCUAAUCUAGGACAUGCCCUACGACGUAUGGGCCAUUUGGAUGAAGCACUAGCUCAGUUUGAUGAAUGCAUAAGAGUUGGUGCCGGCGGUGGUGCGACUGGCUACAGUGCUGCAAUAGGAGGUGUCACUGCCACUUCGGCAGGAGUGGCCGGGUAUGAAGAUCGUGGGUUGAUCGGGUCGCUUCACACAUCACGCGGUCUGAUCUAUCUACAACAGGGGCGAACUCUGGAGGCCGUUACUGUGCUACACGAAGCUGUAAGGGUUCUUGGUGUAAGCGGUGGUGACGCAGCUGGCGGUGCGGGUAUCGCAGGCACUAUUCUAUCCAGAGCACUAGAACUAUGGUCAAUCGAAGGUCGCACAAAAGUCAUUGGACCCGGUACUGGACGCCAAAAGAGGGAUACACUCCCUCGGUCAAGAGACGAUCCUUUUGGAUCAAGCAUGACAGAUCCGAUCGUGCAUGGGGGCAACACAAUCGAAGACGAUGUUGAGAUGGAGCUUGACGAACAUGCAAAGGACCUCCUCGGCGCCGCUUUGAAUAAAGUCCGACCACGGCGCACAGGUAAAAGACCUCAGAGACCGGCGGCAUCAAUUGAUCUACCUCCUCAAGAUAUGGAGAUAGAGGAACCAAUUGGACGUAGUAAUAGAGGUGAAUCGCAACUACCUAGUCGACGCAGUCCAACACGCAGAGUACAGUCUCGACGUCCUGAUGGUGCUUGA